Solea solea (common sole) is the source of this 3841-nucleotide messenger RNA. It is a transcript of the gene prkci, whose product is annotated as protein kinase C, iota. The record is from RefSeq and is a predicted model, not a curated record. The transcript is spliced from 18 exons. Gene Ontology annotation, biological process: establishment or maintenance of cell polarity; protein phosphorylation. The coding region runs from base 346 to 2112 and encodes 588 amino acids. Gene Ontology annotation, molecular function: protein serine/threonine kinase activity; ATP binding; protein binding. NCBI's taxonomy places the organism in Eukaryota, Metazoa, Chordata, Actinopteri, Pleuronectiformes, Soleidae.
UUUUAAACCAAAAUCCAUUUGACGUGAGUGUACAUGUCGGUAAGAUGCCAAGUUUAAACGCCACCCGAAACAUUCCGACAGUGGACUCUUCCGGUGUUAGGCCUCUGCAGUAGGGAGUUGUUUGGCGGAUCUCGCAAGUUUUCCUACACUUUAAAUGUAAAUUUUGUUGGUCCAAAUACAGCGAGAGUCUUGUUUUCUGGCGUCAUUUAUCUCGUCGUUUACUCGCCGCGUCGACACAGUGUACAAACAAAGUGUUUGGGCGUGUUACACAACUACACAGCUGAAGGAAGGGAGGGAAGGAAGGAAGGAAGGCAUCGGUGAGUCGGAGAGACCGCGGCUGAGCUUAUGAUGCCGACGUUGCGGGACAGUACCAUGUCCCACCCCGGCGAGAAUUCACACCAAGUCCGGGUCAAAGCGUAUUACAAAGGGGACAUCAUGAUUACACAUUUUGAACCAUCCAUCUCAUACGAGGGUCUGUAUGGAGAAGUGAAGGACAUGUGCUCAAUGGACAACGACCAGCUCUUCACCAUGAAGUGGAUCGACGAGGAAGGUGACCCCUGCACUGUGUCUUCUCAACUGGAGCUGGAGGAAGCGCUACGUCUCUAUGAACUCAACAAAGACUCUGAGCUCAUUAUCCACGUGUUUCCAUGUAUACCAGAGAAACCUGGCAUGCCCUGUCCUGGAGAAGACAAAUCCAUAUAUCGGCGAGGAGCUCGGCGCUGGAGGAAGCUUUAUUAUGCCAGUGGUCACGCCUUUCAGGCCAAACGCUUCAACAGGCGAGCACAUUGUGCCAUCUGCACAGACAGAAUCUGGGGUCUGGGUAGACAAGGCUACAAAUGCAUCAACUGCAAACUGCUGGUGCACAAGAAAUGCCAUAAACUGGUGACAGUGGAGUGUGGCAGACCAAUGUUCCAGGAACCAAUCAUGCAAGGCCAUCCACCAUCCAGUCAAUUAGACCAAAGUGAACAGCCAGGGCCUCAGAAUAAAGACUCCAGAGAAAGCUUGACUUACGAUGGAGAGGAGAAGGAGGCACGGAGCAGUAGAACGGGGAAAUCGCCUUCGAGUCUGGGCCUGGCAGACUUCGACCUGCUGAGGGUGAUCGGCAGAGGCAGCUACGCCAAGGUGCUGCUGGUGCAGCUGAAGAAGACCGAGCGCAUCUACGCUAUGAAGGUGGUCAAGAAGGAGCUGGUCAAUGACGACGAGGACAUCGACUGGGUCCAAACAGAAAAGCAUGUCUUUGAGCAGGCUUCUAAUCAUCCCUUCUUGGUGGGCCUCCACUCCUGUUUCCAGACAGAGAGCAGACUCUUUUUUGUUAUUGAAUAUGUGAAUGGUGGCGAUCUCAUGUUUCACAUGCAGAGACAAAGGAAGCUCCCAGAAGAACAUGCCAGAUUCUACUCAGCAGAGAUUAGUCUUGCUCUCAACUACCUCCAUGAGCGGGGAAUCAUCUACAGAGACCUGAAACUGGACAAUGUGCUGCUGGACUCGGAAGGACACAUUAAACUUACAGACUAUGGCAUGUGCAAGGAGGGCUUGAGACCAGGUGAUACAACGAGCACUUUCUGUGGUACACCUAAUUACAUCGCCCCCGAAAUACUCAGAGGGGAGGAUUACGGGUUUAGUGUGGACUGGUGGGCGUUGGGCGUGCUGAUGUUCGAGAUGAUGGCGGGCCGGUCGCCCUUCGACAUCGUCGGGAAUUCAGACAACCCUGAUCAAAACACAGAAGACUACCUCUUCCAAGUUAUAUUGGAAAAACCGAUCAGAAUUCCCCGCUCGUUGUCAGUCAAAGCCGCCAGUGUCCUCAAGGGAUUCCUCAAUAAGGAUCCUAAGGAGCGUCUAGGCUGUCACCCUCAGACAGGCUUCGCCGACAUAAUGGGUCAUCCAUUCUUCCGAAACGUGGACUGGGAUCUUCUGGAGCAGAAGCAGGUGGUCCCUCCGUUUAAGCCCAACAUCUCAGGGGAAUUUGGACUGGACAACUUUGACGCCCAGUUCACCAACGAACCCAUCCAGCUCACGCCCGAUGACGAGGACGUGGUCAGGAAGAUCGACCAGUCCGAGUUCGAAGGCUUCGAGUACAUCAACCCACUUCUGAUGUCGGCGGAAGAGUGUGUGUGAGGGGACGUUGACGCUUGUGCUCACACACACACACUCACCACCCGCCCACACACCCACACACACACACCAACACACACACUCAUCAUGCCUGGUGUCUCAGUGUCCUGAAGCUGCAUGGUUAUGAGACAAGUGGACGUCAUCAGCCGUCUGUUUGAGGGCCACACACAUGCACAGUAGAACACUUAUUUGCCAAAACCAGUCUCGCACUCUGCCAUUUGUAACCACUUGCCCUUAAGCCUACCUUCUUUUCUUAAUUAUUUUUAUAUCACAUGAAUCUGCACUGAUAUCAGUUCUCUCCUCUGUAUCAGUAGCCGACGAGGCUACGGAGAUCUUUCAAUGUUGCUGUAUAGUGGACAGAUGACCAGAGCAUCUUCUCCUUCCAGCUGGUGAGGUGUUUUCACUGCACAUUUUAUGUGCAUGUACAUAGACAUAAAAAUAUAUGAAAUUAUUAUUAAGGAUAACUCUUAGACAAGGCCUUUUUUUCUUUUCUUUUUUUUUUUUUUUUUAAAUAGAGUCAAGCCACAAUUGGACAAGCGAAAAUCAUCCUGAAGUAAUUUUGGGUUUAGCUUUGUCCCAACACCCAACACUCUAGAAGAAAAAGGAGAAUCACAAUAGCAUUUAACAUACAAAUCUAUAUAUUUUUCUCAUGUUUUAUUUAACAACAUUGCAGUUGGUGUAUGUGUUGUUCAGACGGAACCAAAAAGAGGGUUCAGGCUUUGUUGUUGAGACAAAACAGAGGGAGUCCACGUCGAGUCUCCUGUCCCAGAAUGAAGGAAUUUAAAGCGCAGUACACGACUAACACUAAUCAAGAGUUGACACUCUCAAAACUGUGAAUGAAAGAGCUCACUGUGCCAGGAAAACGAGCUGGAAGAGAAGCACGCGAUACCUGAACGCUGGAGCAAAGGCUUUAGUCUGGCUGUGCAGAGCAUACGUUAAAUAAACAUUCACACAGGACCAAAAACGGAGCAUUUUUUCUGAAAAAUGUCUUUGCUGGUACGUAUUAGAAGGUACAGUAUAUAUAUGACACAUGUGCUGUCCUCACUCAUAGAAUUUAUAUAUUCUUUAUUUUUUUUGAUUGCUUUUUUUUUUAAUACUAUGCCUUUCUGAAAGUUAUGAUCUGUUAUAUUUUUUGUACUUUCCAUUCCAUGUAUGUUUUUUUUUUAUUUUAUUUUAUUGUAAAUCAAAAAAUGCCAAGUGAUAGUUGAAACGAGCUCAGUUAGAAAGUCAUGAGUGCAGUUGUGGCUUGGAAAUUGUAAUCUGUGUCUACUCUGCUGCAUUUUCUUUUACCUUAUCUAACCCACAGUUCAUUAGACAUUUUGUAAAACAGCUUGAAAGCAUAUAUAUAUAUAUAAAAAAAAACAAGCUUUGAAGAGCCUUGGCUGUAAAGACACUAAGUGAUGGUGCAUGAACCUCCAGACUCUCCUCCAGUCGAAGCUUCUCUCUACAUGGAACAUACUUUUGGGCUCACGUGGUGACAGGAGGAACUCGUUCAUCUGUUACACAUGUUUCUACUGCUUUAUUGUUACUUUUUGUGAAUCGGAUUUCGUUUUUAUUUCGUCACUACAUUGAUUCCAAAAUGUUACUGGGUGAACCCAAUGGAAACACUAUUUGUUGUUUUUUGUUCUUUUGGAGGUGUUUACCGCCCACAAAGACUCUACUGAACUUUAUUAGUGUGCAAAGAAUGAGAGAGAAAAAAACACACAUGUUAAAAUAAACAUUUUAUUUCUCU